GGUCUGGUUAGCAGUGCUGAUUAGUCAGAGUUCCAGCGCUCUGAGUGCGCCGACACUGCAGCUGCUUUCUCCGCCUCCUGCGUGUGAGUGGACCGGGAUACAUUGUAACCAGAGGAUUUUGAAGAAAAGGCUUCAACUCUCAAAAAUGGCACCAGCAGUUGGAGGCCCAGUGGGUUACACCCCACCUGAAGGGGGCUGGGGCUGGGCAGUUGUUGUAGGAGCAUUUGUAUCCAUUGGCUUUUCUUAUGCUUUCCCAAAAUCCAUUACUGUAUUCUUCAAAGAGAUUGAAGUUAUCUUUGGAGCCACAAGUAGCGAAGUGUCAUGGAUCUCCUCAAUCAUGCUGGCCGUGAUGUAUGCUGGAGGUCCAAUAAGCAGUGUCUUGGUAAACCGGUAUGGAAGUCGUCCUAUUAUGAUAGGUGGUGGCUGUUUAGCUGGAACUGGAUUAAUUGCAGCCUCAUUCUGCAAUACUGUGACAGAGCUAUACUUCUGCAUUGGUGUUAUUGGAGGCUUUGGUCUUGCUUUCAACUUAAAUCCAGCCUUAACCAUGAUUGGAAAAUAUUUCUUUAAAAAGAGGCCUAUUGCAAACGGAUUGGCUAUGGCAGGAAGCCCUGUAUUUUUGUCCACUUUGGCUCCAUUGAAUCAGUACUUCUACAGCAUAUUUGGCUGGAGAGGGAGCUUCUUGAUACUUGGUGGCCUUCUGCUGAACUGUUGUGUUGCUGGCUCCUUGAUGCGCCCUAUUGGUCCAAAACCAGACUCGAACAAGAAAGUAACUAAAGAGGUACUGGAAGAAGCUGGAAAAUGUACCUCAAAAGAAGAUGGGGAUGCAAACAAAGAUCUUAUUGAUGGCAAGGCAAAAACAAAGCCAACAUUUUUCCAGACAAUCAACAAAUUUUUAGAUUUUUCACUCUUCACGCAUAGAGGCUUCUUGAUCUACUUAUCUGGACACAUGAUAAUGUUCUUUGGACUUUUUGCUCCUUUAGUUUUUCUCAGCAACUAUGCAAAGAGCAAAGGAAUUUCAAAUGAGUCGGCUGCAUUCUUGCUAUCUAUACUUGCGUUUGUUGACAUGGUUGCAAGACCAUCUAUGGGUCUUGUAGCAAACACAAAAUUGGUCAGGCCGAAGAUUCAGUAUUUUUUUGCUGUAGCAGUGUGUAUCAAUGGAGUGUGCCAUCUGUGUGCUCCACUGAACACUUCUUAUGUUGGCUUUUCAAUCUAUGCUGGUUUCUUUGGCUUUGCAUUUGGUUGGCUAAGCUCAGUGCUCUUUGAAACCUUGAUGGACUUGGUCGGUGCACAGAGGUUCUCCAGUGCUGUUGGAUUGGUGACCAUUGUGGAAUGCUGUCCUGUUCUUCUUGGACCACCUCUUUUAGGUAAAUUAAAUGACAUACAUGGAGACUACAAGUACACCUAUCAAGCUUGUGGAGUUAUACUGAUUGUGGCCUCAGUCUACCUCAUCAUUGGAAUGACCAUCCACUACAGGCUAUUGGCACGCGAGAAGAAGGCAGAGAAGAAAAGCCAAGAAGUAAAUGCUGCUGGGCCUGAGCAGAAAGCAAAUAAUGAACUUUCUGUCCUUCCACAGAAUUCUGAUGUCGUGAAAGAAGAUGAAAGUAAUAUUUGAGACUGUUUUGAUGUAUUUUUAUUUUUUUAAACUAGAACUCUGACUACAUUCAACAGAUGAUGCUUAUGUCACACAUUAGUCCCUUGAAAGGGUGUAAUUUUAUUUUUAACUCCUGAAUUAUUUUAAAUAGUUAAAAGAUUUCAUCAGAUGCUAAAUGUUGCAGAUAUUACUUUUUAAUUUUUUUUUUGUUAGGAAUUUUAAUAUGUGCCUUACACAUGCUGCCUAGGUAGAAUUUUUUUUAUUUUUUUGUGACUUUUGCUUUAAACCCUGCCUAAAAAAAGUUCAUAAUGGCCUUUGCUACCCUUUGGAACUGUUAUGAAAGGAAUAAGCAAGCAAAAUAUUAACCAGACAAAUUGGGUUGUCUUCCAAAACUUCUAACGGAUGAGCAUCCGCUGCUGUUACAGAACAUUGUACCAGGAAUAAUGUGCUCCAUUCCCUGCAGUAGUCAAUGCUCUGGUCUUGGGUCUGCAUGGGUGGGGUAGAUUCUAGAAUGUCAAAUGAUUCUCAAGGCAAAUGCUUUCUGUAGUAUCAAUGCGGUAUGUGAGGUAAUUUUAAUGUGAAGAUGUGGUUUGCAAAUGUGAACUUCUAAGAUUCACUCUUCCUGCUAGAUUUGCUUGGAAAGCUUUAGUUUUCUA
Molecule: messenger RNA, 2247 nt
Organism: Pelobates fuscus (common spadefoot toad)
Lineage: Eukaryota; Metazoa; Chordata; Amphibia; Anura; Pelobatidae
Gene: SLC16A1
Product: solute carrier family 16 member 1
Exons: 5
Coding region: 146-1612 (488 amino acids)
Biological process (GO): monocarboxylic acid transport; transmembrane transport
Cellular component (GO): plasma membrane
Molecular function (GO): monocarboxylic acid transmembrane transporter activity
Source: RefSeq, a predicted model, not a curated record